GCAUCGGACUUUUUUUUCAAGAAAGCACUGAACGUCAGAAGGGUGUAUAUUUAUCAAAUGAGCCUAAGUGAUGUGACAUCAUCAGAACAAUAAUUUGUAGACAUCUUUACAAAGAACUUCCAAUAUAUGUAAUGCUGGGAUAUUUAGGAUGAUGGGAAUAUGAAGAAAAUGCAUUUUCUCCCAGGAACAAAAUUUCUUCUUCCAAAUAUAUUCCGUAGCGCACAGCCUAUGCACAGAAGAGGAGGUAUCUGCAGGCAAUGUAAAUUGUAUCAUAGUAGCCGUGUUUUGCACAAUGAAAGCAAAGUGACAUUUGAGAAUAUUUUGUCUGAAGAAAACAAAAGAAGAAUUCAGGAUAAGCUACAAAAUAAUGUGAAUGAGCAAUCUGUGAUAAGAAAAGUGACUGUCUCUGAUAAUCACAAGAAGUCUGCUGUAUUAGUGCCACUUUGUACAGUGAAUGGUGAGCCAUCUAUACUGUUCAUGGUGAGAUCAAACUUAAUUCCUUCCCAUAGGGGAGAAGUCAGUUUACCAGGAGGAAUGAUGGAUGACACAGACCAGGAUUUGAUAGCAACCGCACUCCGUGAAACACAUGAAGAAAUUGGUUUGAAAAUUGCUAGGGAAGAUGUUUGGGGAUCACUUCAGAGUUUGCCAAGUAGACAGAAUGGUAAAAAUCUGGUAACUCCUAUUGUUGCAAGUGUGGGUGAACUAGAAAAACACAAGCUCAGUUUGAACAAGGAUGAGGUAGAGGAUGUUUUUACCAGAACAGUUUCAUCACUCUGUGAUAGCAAAAAUGUUGGAUCCACCCAAUUCAGGAGAGGAAAACUGCCAUCCCUUCAGUCCGGCUUCACUCUGCCUGUAUUCCUUGGAGGAGAACACCGAAUUUGGGGGUUAACUGCUGUUGUUCUGCACAUGUUCCUCCCAGUUCUGGCCCCUGGAUUAUACAAAUUUAAAUUACGACACAGACAUUAAUACAUAAUUUUAGAAAUAAACAUUUGAAAGAGACUGUGAUGUAUAUUAUGAUACUCAGGAAAAAUUAGUGCCAACAACAACAAAUUAGGGUUUGGAUUUGAGUCAAUGCAAGACUUCUUAUUAUUGUCCACUGAAAAUGCUACAGGAGAAUCCACAGUCCUCAAAACUGUCUGGAAUGAAUGUUUUUUUCCAGUUAA
Molecule: messenger RNA, 1163 nt
Organism: Saccostrea echinata
Lineage: Eukaryota; Metazoa; Mollusca; Bivalvia; Ostreida; Ostreidae
Product: mitochondrial coenzyme A diphosphatase NUDT8-like
Exons: 5
Coding region: 160-966 (268 amino acids)
Molecular function (GO): coenzyme A diphosphatase activity
Source: RefSeq, a predicted model, not a curated record